AUGUCUCGUUCGGAACUUGAACGUCCCCUUUCCUACUCGGCCAAGCAGGAGAAGACGCAAGACCAGUGGAUGGCUGGAUGCACCGCGUCUCAACCCUUCCCUACGGACGCUUCCAGAUCGUCAGCGUCGGCCUCCUACGAUACCUCCACCGUCUCGUCGUCGAACCGACACAGCUCGCCUACGAAGUCGACUAACUCCGCGACGACUCCAUCGAACUUCGAACAGAAUUCAAACAGUGCUGAAACUGCAACUGCGACUGGAAAACAGAGGACGGGAAGCGGAGCUUGCAAGGCCGUGUUCGGCGAUAUCAUAACGUCAGAUAAUGUAAAGCAUUAUCUGCAUGGUCUUCGUAUAGAGGGAAUACCCUCCUGUUGUAUCAACAUAAUCCAGAAGACGCUCCCGGUCAAGGAUCAGUCACGCGCUAAUAUACACAGGAAGCUUACGAAACAUCGACUAGCUAUAAGUCACCACACGAUGUGGAUGAAAAUGUAUGCCCGGGCUGAUUCAUGGAACAAGACGAAGGACCACUUCUUCGAGUGCGAGCAUCCGGAAUGUCGAGCCAAGUUCAUCACAGAAGACCUCCUCACAAUACACCAUGAUAGAGAACACCGAAGAAUAGCACCUCUUCCUAGCCGUGCUUCCAACUUAAAGCCCGUCAGCGAGAGCAUAACAGAGAACCUCCGCACAAUAUACCAAGAUAGUGAACACCGCAAAAUCGCUCCCCUCCCCAGUCGUGCUUCUCACUCGAAGCCCGUCAACGAGACCAGAAGCGUUAUACAACAAGGAACGCUGAUAAGCGCGCAGUCAGAAAGCGACUGUUGGGACGCCUUCCUCGCGGAAGUGGCCGCUAUACCCUUGCCUGUUCGCUCCCAUGCCGCGGUCCCUUCGCCACCUACGCCCAUUAGUGCUCCUAAGCUGACGCCUGUGAACGGCCCCUCCACAUCGGUACCCGUGAAUACUCCAACCCGCAGCAAUCCUAGCACGAAGAUAGCGCGCGGAAUGACUGGCCUGACCCCUCACCAGCUCAAGCCCAUGGCUCCCCCUCCUCCGCCUCGCCGUCCUGAGAUUGACCAGUCACGGCCGUAUAUUAUGCCUGACGGCUCGCAGGUUCCAUGGCCGGUGAGGCCAUGCAAGGAUGCGUCUUUGAGAGUAGACACGCUGGUCGCGGGCAUAGUUCGAAUCUGCGACCGAUCAUCAGCCGGGAGGUCUGGAUAG
This is a messenger RNA of Stereum hirsutum FP-91666 SS1, 1215 nucleotides long. RefSeq lists its product as uncharacterized. The record is from RefSeq and is a predicted model, not a curated record. The coding region runs from base 1 to 1215 and encodes 404 amino acids. NCBI's taxonomy places the organism in Eukaryota, Fungi, Basidiomycota, Agaricomycetes, Russulales, Stereaceae. The transcript is spliced from 6 exons.